AUGCCCGAAGCACGAGACCGCCGCUCCUCGCCGCUCGACGUGGCUGCAAUCUACUCUCGCCGCCCAGCUUCUUUACUCGGAGCGUUAGAUUUCGACCCGCUUAUUCUCGGAUCCACUCCAAGCCCAGCAACUCCUGGAGCAACCGGUUCGGUUGUUUUCGGAGCUCCAAGAAACAGCAUCGGGCGUGGGCGUUCACGUGGGCGAGGCCGUUAUAGUUACACUGCCGCCGGUGAGAAUACUCCUCCACUGGGAACUCUUCGACGUGGAAGAGGUCGGGGUUCGUCGCGCAGUAUUCUACCUUCUUGGUACCCCCGAACCCCUCUGCGUGAUAUCACUGCUGUUGUGAGGGCAAUUGAAAGAAGAAGAGCUCUUUUGGGAGAAAACGAAGGCCAGCAAACUGGGACUCCGUUGCGUGCGGAUCAACAGCUUCCUGCUCCUUCUGUGUCUGAUGCUCAACCUCAGCACGGUGAAUCUGUUAGCUCUCUCAAGUCUGUAGGGGUUGUGAUUAAAACACCUGCUGGUAGUAAAGUGCCAAAGAUAUUGGUACAAAUUUCCAAUCAGGAAGAAGGAGAAUCAGAACUCCUCACUCCUCAGAAGAAACUUUUGAACAACAUUGACAAAGUUGAGAAGGUUGUCCGUGAAGAGCUGCAGAGGCUGAAGAGAACCCCAAGCGCCAAGAAAGCUGAAAGAGAAAAAAGAGUGCGUACUUUGAUGUCCAUGAGGUGAAUUUUUGAAGCCU
Molecule: messenger RNA, 739 nt
Organism: Gastrolobium bilobum
Lineage: Eukaryota; Viridiplantae; Streptophyta; Magnoliopsida; Fabales; Fabaceae
Product: protein POLYCHOME-like
Exons: 2
Coding region: 1-726 (241 amino acids)
Biological process (GO): negative regulation of ubiquitin protein ligase activity; regulation of nuclear division
Cellular component (GO): nucleus
Source: RefSeq, a predicted model, not a curated record